GAAAAAUAGAAUCAAAUGUCAACGCAAACAAAACUAUGUCAAAAUUAUUUCCAAAUUCUUUGUAAUAACAAAAACAAAUCCUCAUAAAAAUACAGAAAACCAAUGUUUUUAACUUAAUUAAUCAAUAUAGUGAAAAUUGGGCGUGAUGGCUGAAACGAAUAGUCAAAAUCCCAGUAAUGCAACAACACCUUCAACUGAAGAUAGGUCAAGCGGUAACUGGUGGGACUCCUGGCUGACAUCCGCUAAGAGUAAGUCCGCAGAAGUGUAUACAAUGGUGAAGAAAGACUUGGCUGAGAUUGGCACAGCUGUCAAAAGCGAGGCAAGCCAUGUCUUCAAUUCAACAUCAACAGCUAUAGGAGAGACUUGGAAGAUGGCUGUACCCGAACCACAGACAAAUGCUAUGAAGAAAAGUAUCAGUAGCUUUAUAGGGCAAGUAAGCACCGUCUUGAACCCUGAACCUGAUGAUGAAGACGACACAGAAGUCAUCCUCUCAUCUGGUGACACCACUAUGCUCUCUACUUAUAAGAAAGAACUGGAAUCCCUCCAACGAGUUGACGCGACAUACAUAGUACCUCCAGACAUGCUCCACUUCACAGCCUGGAGAGAGAGCUUAGAGAACGAUGACGUCAUCUCUCCCGUCGCAGCCGUCAAGAGGCUGAACAACAGUCCCAUACUGAAGACCCAGUAUGAGAAAUUGGUCCCCGACGCCUGCUCACACGAUGAGUUUUGGGAGAGGUAUCUAUUCCGAGUGGCGUUACUCCAAGAUCGUCUUGCCGCCAUGUCUCGCAAAGUACCCGCAGAUUCGGUAACCGACGAUCCGGUAUUAGCUCAUUUGCCGCAAGAAAUUACACCUAUACAGACGAGUCCAAAAAAAGUUCUCUCUGGUCUAACCGAAACCCCUGAAGUAGACAAUGUUGUCGCCUGGGAAGAUGAAGAUUUCGCUAAUGACGUCGAGCUGACAGAAGAGCAGCAAAUUUUACUUCUAGAAGAAUACGAAAAGGAAAUAGAAUCGAAAAAACAGAAGCAAACUAAAGAUGUUGCCAAUAACAACGCCGAGUCACCCAUAAAAGUUGCCACACCUAAAAAUAAAUCCCCGAAUAAAACAAAGGCCGACGAAUGUGGGAAUUUAGUUGAGGACUACUUUGGUGAUAAGGAAGUGAAUGAUGAUGCUAGCGCCAAUUCAGAUGAGAGUUGGGAAAAAGACUUUGAAGUCGAAGAACCGGCGACUCAAAAGGCCUGACUGUAGUCGCGUUUUUUUGACAAUUAAACCAAUAAAAAAAAAACAUGGAUAUCGGACUCGGCUCCAUGGAUAAUUUACGUCAUAUCCUGUUUUUUUUUUUUCAUUUCGUAUUUUUGAAUAAAUUAAUUCGUUAAUAAGGAUCAGUGUUUAGUACAGUAGGUUUUAAUAGCCGACAUUUUUAUUACUUACGUUGUUUUAAUCAAAUUAGAUUUAAAUGGUUGUAUUUUCAUCGAUUUGACAAUCAAUUUUUUUGCUUAGUCCAUUAUCAAUGCGUAAUAACUUUCUAGAUUGUCUUUGCCAACCUGUCAAGCUGACAGGUCAUUGACCUUUUUGACAAUGAGCUGAAUUAAUUGGGAUGUCAAAUUGCUUCUUAAUGAGUCAACUUAAAUAUAUAACUGUGUAUAUGUCGCAGCUAGCUUAAUAAACCGUUCAAUUAACAGGCCUUUUAACUAACUGCCUGAAACAUAUUCAGCCAGGUAAUAAAACAACUAGGCAAAUGGCAUUUAUCGAUGACGUUUCAUUAUUUGCGUAGACUGUUGACUGUUAAUUUAAAUUUAAUUCCACUUUUCCACUCUCAAACUCGAAACGGUACUCUUCAAACUGUCAGUAUGGCGUCGGGAAACCACAAUUCUGAUGGUGUUUUCCAAAGUUUAAUGGCAAACAAGUAAAAUGGAGUGUAAAGAGCGUACCAAUUCUUAAAAGGCUGGCAAUACACUCGCGACCUCUCUGACAUUGAGAAUGUCCAUAGGCGGCGGGUAUCACUUAGCAUCAGGUGAGCCCGUCUGCCCUCUGUUCUAUAAAAAAAAUUGCCUAAAUGGCCUAAGCAUUAGCAGAGAUGAGAAAGAUUAAUAUCCAUUAUCUUUCAGGCCGCUAGUUAAACGGCGACGUUUAGUUAAAACUCUAGGCUAAUUGAACGGUUUAUAAGGCAAAAGACAACAUGGGAACGAUUAUGAAAUUCGUUUGUUUUUCUUUCAGUAAAAUAAUCGAAUUGUAUAUAUUUUUUGAGAUGUGUUGCGUCAAAAAUAUCUUGACGGUAUAUUUUAGUACGAUUUUGAACACACGCACUUUUAUUUGAUGCUUCCAUUUAUUUAUAAUAUAAUUUUUUAUGGUUGUUAAAGUAUAGUUUUUAUUACUUUGGGUUUUUGAUAUUUUUAUAGUUAUUUCUCCGAUGAUGACUGAAUUUAGGAUUCAUUCAGUUUAUGGGUAUUUUAUACGUUGAUUUAAACUCGAUUUUCCCAUCUCCACCAUUUUUGGUUUCUCUUGUUUUUUGGAGGAUUUCAUUAAUUUAAGGUAAAUUUUGUUAAGGCAUAAAGGUCAUUAAGUUUCGUUUAAUAUAUGCAGUAUGUUAUACCCUUUAGUCUAAGCUUUACAAUAAGUAUUAGAAAAUCUAAUUGUACAUUAAAAUUGAUAAGUAUUUGUGUUGUAUGAAAUGUGAUAAUUAAUUCGCUUUUAUUUAGUACUGGCGGUUUUUUGUCACGAAUGUGCCCAAAUUUUUUGACAUUUGAAAAUUCAAACGACGCCAUCUUUCUUUUGUCUAUAGCAAAUGAAAACGUUACCUGUCAGAAUAGGUUUUGGGCCAUAAAAUAGAUGUUAUGGAAAUAAAAAUGUUUACAAGACAAUAUUCUGGCUUAAGUGCAAUAUGUCAUGGUGUGCAAUACAUUAUUAUUGUAUAAAUUUGUAUUUGAAAUGACCAAUAGAACAACGUCAGUGUGUGACAGAGAUAACACUCUACUAACACAAUCCGUCUCUUUCCAAAUGUCGAGGUUUAACGGCGAUCAAUAUUAACAUUUAUUAUUUCAUUGUAAACAUAUUCAGAUUAUAAAUACGAAACUUCAACGU
This is a messenger RNA of Pieris rapae (cabbage white), 3079 nucleotides long. RefSeq names its product BSD domain-containing protein 1. NCBI's taxonomy places the organism in Eukaryota, Metazoa, Arthropoda, Insecta, Lepidoptera, Pieridae. Gene Ontology annotation, cellular component: cytoplasm. The record is from RefSeq and is a predicted model, not a curated record. The transcript is spliced from 9 exons. Bases 146 to 1240 code for a protein of 364 amino acids.